Chara braunii is the source of this 1070-nucleotide messenger RNA. NCBI's taxonomy places the organism in Eukaryota, Viridiplantae, Streptophyta, Charophyceae, Charales, Characeae. The record is from the annotation of a GenBank genome assembly.
UCGCGUGCUGGUUAGUACGAGCUGGGCACUUGGCGUUGGCUACGGAGGGAGAGGGCGGCUAUGGAAGAUCGGAACGGCUUGCGCGGCUAUCGGCCGCGGUAUAUGAAGUACUCCUGGAUGUGGGAGCGAGAAGAUGAGAAGGGUACUGUGGUGGAGACUAUACUGACUUAUGGUAAUCCUGACGGGGAGGUGAGGCUAAAAAUUAACGUGUGCGGUGGUAAAGAACAGGAAAUGAGGAGGAAUGAAAAGGUGCAGGCCACGGUUACUGAGGCCCGUAACAGGGCCGAACGAAGGUGCAGGCGGGAUGGAGUAACUGCGAGCAUGCAGGUAACGGUCACUUACCACGAAGAUGACUCAUCAACCGGGACCAUGACAAGGGAGGAGCAGCACAAUGACCGGGACUCAGAGGGUGAGUCCGAGAUGAGCGACAGAGAGGCUGAUGUCCAGUCUUGGCAUGGACUGGACCAGAUCCGUCGGAACCACCCAUUGGCAGGCCCAGUGGAGCGCGGGCCCGAGCUGUACGUAGAGACUUGUAAGGUUAGUCAAAGGGACAAACCACAUACUCAGGCUCCUCUUGGGCUACUAAAGCCCCUUUCGAUUUCGGAACGGCCUGGUGAGAGUCUGUCCAUGGACUUCAUGGAUACUCUGGUCACCAGCAAGAGUGGGAUGCGACACAUCUUCGUCAUCGUGGAUAAAUUUAGUAAGUAUGAUCUGUUAGUAGCAAUGCCGGAAACAGCAAGGACGGAGUAUGUGAUCAGGAUGUUCAAAGAGAACUGGGUCAGGGACUUCGGUUUACCGAAGUCUAUUAUCAGUGACAGGGAUGUCCGGUUUACCAGCGAGUUGUGGAAGGCCGCUGCUGCAGAGCAGGGAACCCAGUUGCAGAUGACUCCUGGGAAUCACCCAGAGGCCAACGGUCAGGCCGAGCAACUGAACCGCGUUGUAGAACACCUGUUGAGGCAUUACAUCAAGCCCAACUAGGUGGACUGGGAUGAGAAGCUUGCUCUCAUCACCAGCUUGUACAACAACGCUGUACACAGCGCCACCGGGGUGAGCCCAAACAGCUUACUGCU